GUGGAAAACGAAAAAAUGGCCAGAUUUCUAUCAUUACAUGUACUUUUAAUUGGAUCUGUAGUACUUUAUAUUAUACUUGGAGCUAUUGUAUUUCAAAUGUUGGAAGGAGAACAUCUAGAUGCGCUAAAAAAAGAUCACAUGGCAAAAAUAGAACAAAAUGCAAAAGACUACGUGGAUAAGUUAUGGAGUGUUGCAAAACGAGACCGAGAUAAAUACAAGAAUGUGGAAGAUUUGAUAAAAUCAGUAAAAGAAGAUACUGUAGAUGAUUUCAAUGAUUACGUGGAUACUGUAUUCUAUGCACAUCGAGCUGUAAGGCACGGAUAUGAUGAGGAUUCACCCACUUGGGAUUUUGCAAAUUCGGUAUUCUUCACCACAACAAUGCUUACUUCGAUUGGUUACGGGUAUGUGGCACCAAGCACAUUUGGAGGUCGACUUUUUGGAGUUAUUUAUUGCUUAAUCGGAAUUCCGCUAACACUUGUUACUGUGGCGAACGUUGCAAAGUUUCUUUCCGAAACAAUAUUCUUUCUUCACUACGAACUAUGGAACAAAUGCCUUGAAUGGAAAAGAAAACGAAAAGGAGAGGUUGAAGCAGAUCCUCUUCAACCAAUGUUUGGUGAUGAUGAAAAUGAAGAAGAGAUACUUGAUCGUGUUCGACUGGUUCGAUUCCCACCAUUAACUGUAUUUUUCUUUGUAUUUGUAUACGGAUGCAUUGCUGCAUGGGUGGUACGGUAUUGGGAGACAUGGACAUAUGUAGAAAGUUUAUAUUUUAUAUUUAUCAGUAUUCUUACUGUAGGAUUCGGUGAUAUAAGGCCUUCACCUGGUAAUAUCUGGGUCACUUUGGCAUUUGUAGUAGUGGGAGUUAUUCUCACUACAAUGUGUAUGGACGUUGUCGGUAGAAUGUAUUUGAAAGAGAUUCACUAUUUGGGUCGAAAACUCAAGAGUAGUAAUCCAUUCUACUUGCUCCGAGAGGCAAAAGCCAGAAGACGACGAGCAGCAAUGGCAUCAUUACUUGCUCAGUUGGCAAAAGGAAUGAUAUUUGCUCAUAAAGAUUAUAACGAGUUGGCCAGGAAGAAAUCGAAGAGAAAGAAGGAAAAGAGAAGAGGAAGUCAUGUUUUGCCAAAUGAGAAGUUCAUGUUCGCCCGUCUGCCACCAGAUCCACCAAGUGAUUGCCAAGUUGUCAGUACGUCAGCAUAUUCAGUAAGACUUGCAUGGGCUCCACCAUUUUCUCCUGAUCCAGACUUGACUUACAACAUUCGUUAUAGAUUGAAACACAACGAAGAUGCAAAAGUACGCGAGCUUCGUGGAAUUAAAGGGAAUACAGUUGAAAUUAUGAGCGUUGAUUCAUGUUCCCUUUAUGAAUUCCGAAUAACUGCUCAUAAUAAAUUCGGUGAAAGUAAAGCUGUGUACUUGGUACAGUAUACGGAACCUCAGUUGAGUCCUCAACAUAUUUUGGCAACACGAUUAAAUGCGAAUACUAUUGAGCUGACAUGGGAGCCACCAUACAAAAAAUCACAUGAAGUUAAGAAUUACGUGGUUUACUUUACGGAAAAUCCGAAUGCGUCGUUAUCAGAAUGGGAGAAAAUUCCAGUAAAUGGAAGACGGGUGGUCUUCCCUGAUCUUCGAUUCGACUGGUUCUACAUGUUUAGCGCUACGGCAGUUUUCAAAGAUGGACAGAGAUCUCCAUUAUCUCGUGCACUAUUUAUCAAAACUGACAAGAUAGAAUUUCACAAGCAUUGCGUUGGCCAUUCAAAAACAAUCGAUGUUAUGGAUUCAAUUUGUGAGAAAGAAGAUAAUGAAACAACUGCUCUACUCAAACGUGAUUAUGUUUCUUUUGCCGUUUAAUUUUCGUUCUUUUUUUUAGUUUCUAAUUUUAAAUAAAUAUU
This is a messenger RNA of Caenorhabditis elegans, 1883 nucleotides long. RefSeq names its product Fibronectin type-III domain-containing protein (gene twk-30). Gene Ontology annotation, cellular component: membrane. Bases 16 to 1842 code for a protein of 608 amino acids. The transcript is spliced from 13 exons. The record is from RefSeq and is marked reviewed. Gene Ontology annotation, molecular function: potassium channel activity. Gene Ontology annotation, biological process: potassium ion transmembrane transport. NCBI's taxonomy places the organism in Eukaryota, Metazoa, Nematoda, Chromadorea, Rhabditida, Rhabditidae.